Mytilinidion resinicola is the source of this 646-nucleotide messenger RNA. RefSeq lists its product as uncharacterized. Lineage: Eukaryota; Fungi; Ascomycota; Dothideomycetes; Mytilinidiales; Mytilinidiaceae. The transcript has a single exon. The record is from RefSeq and is a predicted model, not a curated record. The coding region runs from base 164 to 532 and encodes 122 amino acids.
CGCUUGUAGAUAUAAUAUGAUAUGUGAAUGCAGUCGCCGAAGCCUACCCAGCUAGGUUAUCGACGACACCUACUUUUGAGACGACAACCCUACGUCGAGGCCCCAUCCUCUACCAAGCCCAAGGGAUCAACCUCGUUCCCACGUUCACCUGCAAUAAUUCGAGAUGUUGGGGUAUAGCCAACGUACACGGAAGCUGGUCCAGGAUAGUGAACGUCCACCUGCAAUUAUUCGAGAUGUUGGGAAUAGCCAAUGUACACGGAAGCUGAUCCAGGAUAGUGAAGCCUCCCUAAAGUCUAAGCACAGUACUAAGCCAAAAGUCUGUGUGCACGAGCUCGGGCGGCGGGUGCCAAGAAGCAGAAGAAACGGGGUCCAGGCGACGGGCUCCAGGCAACGGGCUCAGCGCGACGGGCUCCAAGAAGCAGAAGAAACGGGCGACUGCCAAGAAGCAGAAGAAACGGGCAACAGGCCUGGCAACGGGCCCCAGGCUCCUGGGCUCCAAAAGCAGAAGAAACGGGUGACAGGCGACGGGUGACAGGCGGCGGGUGCCAAGAUGCAGAAGAAGCAGAAGAAACGGGCUCCAAGAAACGGGCUCCAAGAAACGGGCUCCAAGAAGCAGAAGAAACAGGCUCCAAAAAGCAGAAGAAAC